Molecule: messenger RNA, 1470 nt
Organism: Homarus americanus (American lobster)
Lineage: Eukaryota; Metazoa; Arthropoda; Malacostraca; Decapoda; Nephropidae
Exons: 4
Coding region: 1-1470 (489 amino acids)
Source: RefSeq, a predicted model, not a curated record
AUGGUGCGGAGUCAUGUGUCGGGUCGCUGUGUUCAUCCAGGUCGUGAUUUAAGCGAGUACGGGGAUUCGACUGUCUGGGCGUCAGAUAUGAUGAUCAUCGAGCGUCAGCAGUACUUGGAGGACCACCUCAGGAUGGCCCAGAGCGAGCAGGAGGCAUCAGGGCAGCACCACUUCCGGCGGGGAGGGUCGCGGGUGUACUACGCGUCAGAGAGCGGCUGCUGGCCCGCCAACAACCUCCCGCGGGACUUCUGGAACCGCCACAGAGCCACUAGGGAGCCUGUGAUCCUUGAAGCUGGGGAAGAAACCUUUAGUUCUGGAGAGGAGGCUCUUGAGGGCGAGGCGUCACCUGGGGGUUCCUUCCGCGGGUCCUUGCGGGGAUCUCCGUCACACCGCUCGCAGGACUCCGGGUACUCAGACUCCGGGGAGUCCACCAACGCCCAUAACGACGGUGACUCCCUGCCUACAACGCCGCCCAACGUAAAGCACAUCACCCGCGUCUACUUCGGCGAGAACCCGUGCCUCUACAACGACAAGAUAGUCUGUAUCCAGACCGUAAACGUCACCACGACCAACGUGUCGUCCACCUCCCCUGAUACCGUUGAUACCGCUCUGCCUGACGCGGGACCGUACAAGAGCCAGAGGCAUGACAGAUCAGGUAGUUUAGAGGAGCUGGCGGAGGAGCUGGAGCACAAGAGUGUGUUGGACGCCUCCACCAAACGAACAGGUGCCGUUAAGAAACGGGUCAGCAGCAUGACGGCCAUGAUGGGUCAGCGGCGGCCACAGAGACGCAGCAGCAGCGCAGAGAAGCUUCUUGUAGACGUCCAGGCAGAACAGCACCGUCGGCCGACAGCAGGACGGACACGACGCCGCUGGUCUAUCAGUGACGUGCAGCAUCAACACCUGAAACUCAACAGCAGGCAGCAGCAGCAGCCGCACGCGGGACCUUCUCAUGUCUCCUGCGGUACUAACACCCAUGUCACUUGCGGCACCAACACUCGUGUACCCUGCGGCACCAGCGGCCGCAACUCAGACGUUGAGUUAAUGAGCCGGGCCAUUGACUCGCGGCCCCCGGAAUGUGAGGAGGACCCAGUAGCGGGCGAGACGCACCCAGGCACCGUGAGGCAGCCCAGGACACGCCCCGUGAAGCUGGCCCAGGAGAUGAGGAACCCGUCUCUACUGCAGUGGCUGAAGGAGUUGAGUGUCUUGUAUGAGUCUGAGUGUAUGAAUACCCUUCAGUCCAAGUCUCUGCCGGAAGUGUGGCCGCCGCCCACUACUUCCACUACCUCCACCAGCACCUCCUCCUCCACCCUGCCACGCCGUCAGGGCCAUCCAGCGAAGGCUCACGCCGUCUCCACCGAGUUCGUUAGACUGUGCCAGCGGCUGGAGUGGCUGGAGCGUCAGGUGCCGGCCCUGGCCGGGCUCUCUGUGGGCCACAUCAACAACUUCCCUCAGAGAUCUACCACCCAGUGA